AUGGAACAAAAUUCCAAAAUUUCUUCUGAUAUAGGUGAGAUACUUCAUGAUCCAGCAAAGUAUAGACGAUUGGUGGGACGUCUGAUUUAUCUCACCAUAACAAGACCUGAUAUUACCUAUUCAGUACAUAUACUCAGUAGAUUCAUGCAUGAGCCUCGCAAGCCACACUUAGAUGCCGCCAUGAGAGUAUUGAGGUAUCUGAAAAGUACACCAGGACAAGGACUCUUCUUUCCUGCUGGAAAUGAGAUGAAGUUGACGGCAUACUGUGAUUCAGAUUGGGCGGGAUGUCCAACCACACGAAGGUCAACAAGUGGCUAUUGUGGUGUUUCUUGGAAAUUCUUUAAUCUCAUGGAGAACAAAGAGACAAAAAACAGUAUCUCUUUCUUCAGCAGAGGCUGA
Messenger RNA from Prunus armeniaca (apricot), 399 nucleotides. The record is from the annotation of a GenBank genome assembly. Lineage: Eukaryota; Viridiplantae; Streptophyta; Magnoliopsida; Rosales; Rosaceae.